Molecule: messenger RNA, 2843 nt
Organism: Cydia strobilella
Lineage: Eukaryota; Metazoa; Arthropoda; Insecta; Lepidoptera; Tortricidae
Gene: Ethr
Exons: 6
Coding region: 260-2740 (826 amino acids)
Biological process (GO): G protein-coupled receptor signaling pathway
Cellular component (GO): plasma membrane
Molecular function (GO): G protein-coupled receptor activity
Source: RefSeq, a predicted model, not a curated record
UCAGUAUCAGUAUUCGCGCGGCACGCGCUGAGAUCACUCGUGUUUGAUAGUACACGCCGCUCGCUACGAAACUUUCGCGCGUAAAAGUUGCGAAGUUAUUAUAUCGGAGUGAAUUAUUUUUGAAUCGUGUAAAUAAGUGUUUACUACAUUGUACUAUAUGUGUUAAUGUGUUUUUCAAGACGCUAGGUCGGAGUGUGGCCGAAUUUCACCGCGUACAAUGCCAUCAUAACCUAAAAACUCUACAAUGUGAGCAGACUACAUGGUUUCACUACACCAUGACACCAAUAACGAUACCUUCAACGCCACCGAACUAUCGAACUAUACGGAGUACGCAGAGAUACCGUAUUACAUAAAAGCAACGUCUAUGACUUUCUGCAUAGUGAUCAUGUGUUUAGGAGUGAUAGGGAAUGUGAUGGUGCCAAUAGUGAUACUGAAGACGAAGGAUAUGAGGAACUCGACGAAUAUAUUCCUGAUGAACCUGAGUAUCGCGGAUUUGAUGGUGCUGCUGGUGUGCACGCCGACGGUGCUGGUGGAGGUUAACUCGAAACCGGAGACGUGGGUGCUGGGGAAGGAAUUAUGCCUGGCCGUCCCAUUCGUAGAGCUGACAGUAGCUCACGCCUCCGUGCUGACCAUCCUAGCCAUCAGCUUCGAGCGCUACUACGCUAUCUGCGAGCCACUCCGCGCUGGCUACGUCUGCACCAAGACCCGAGCCACACUCAUCUGCGCUCUGGCUUGGUUCUUCGCCGCUCUGUUCACUAGUCCCAUCCUGGGCAUCGCGGAGCACACGGAGGACUGGGGCGACGAGGGCACGCACUCGCGCUGCCUCACGCCGGCCCGCACCCCCUGGCAGAUCAGCUUCUUCCUCAUGGUCAUCGUCUUCCUCUACUUCCUCCCCCUCAUUAUCCUGAUCGUCCUUUACAGCGUCAUUGCCAAAAACCUCGUCACCGCGGCCUCCAAAGUCGUCAUGAAUAAGACUGUCGAUCCCUAUAACGCUAGAGCUAGGAAACAAGUGAUUCUAAUGCUCGGAACUGUAGUCCUAUGCUUUUUCAUAUGCCUUAUGCCAUAUAGAAUACUUAUUUUAUGGAUAAUAGUAACCCCAUCAGAAUGGACUGAGAGUAUGAACCCAGAAACGUGGUACAGUGUCCUUUAUUUCUCUAGAAUAAUGUUAUACAUAAAUUCCGCUAUAAACCCUAUAUUGUACAAUCUAAUGUCGUCCAAAUUUAGAAUAGGUUUCUGUAAAGUGUGCAUCUGUUAUAAAAAGGUAGCUGUUAGAAAUCAAAGCGUGGAAAACAGGGCGAACGGGUCAACGACCAGCAGCAGUUUGACGCGCACGACCAAUAGUUUGAAAAAGUUGUUCCAUAGAGGAAGUUUAGACAAAACUGACACGGUUAAAGUUAAAACUAAUUUCUUUGAUAGGUUAUUGAACAAGAGAUUUAUUAGACAGCAGUCGGAGCCAGUGUGUGGUUCAAAGGUGACUAAGAUAAACAGGAUGCGGAGUGAGGGCAGUAUGGUUGAGGUGGCGACGGUGGAUCGGUCCGAUAUCAUGGAAGAUGUUAGUGUUAUCCGGCCAGAUAUCGAGUUGGAUGGCCGGGGCUCGUUACGGCGCAGCGUACUAAUAAACAGUGCGAAAGCUAAGAGCAUAGAGUGUGAAAGUAAAACAUUGAGGCAUAAAAUAAAAGUGGACUGCGUGGUAAAGUCGAGGAGUGUCCCCAUCCUCGGCGUAGCUACCUUCACCUACGAGGUCUAUGAAGAUGGCUCGGAACACCCCGUGUGCCUCACCCAGGCCGACACCUUCUGGUCGGCCCUCUUCUUCAUCCUCACCAUCGCCGUCUUCUUCAUAGUUCCCCUCGGCGUGCUGCUCGUCCUCUACAGCGUCAUCGCUAAAAACCUCAUGGAGAAUCCCGUCAUCAUCGCACAGAACACGAAGAACAACAACAACACAAACAACGUUCUAAGAUAUAGGAAACAAGUCAUCUUAAUGCUGGGAACUGUCGUCUUAUCCUUCUUUCUUUGUUUACUGCCUUUCAAAGCUCUUACACUGUGGAUCAUAGUAUUUCCACCCGAGACAAUAAUGUCGUUAGGUAUAGAUGGGUAUUAUAUACUUUUGUAUUUUUGUAGAGUAAUGCUGUAUUUGAAUUCCGCGAUAAACCCGAUAUUGUACAAUUUGAUGUCGUCGAAGUUUAGAGAGGGGUUCGUAAAGCUGUUAAGAAUAAAUAAGUUGAUGAAUUGUGGGAGGAGCUUGAGAGAGAAUAUGCAAAGGAAAGAUACAUUUAAUACGACUACCUCAACUGGAUUCUCAAGCAGUCAACAGAAUUCAGAUUCUUUCUGGAGGAGAUAUAGUAAUAGGACGAGCUCGCAAAAGAAUAUCAUUAAAGACACUAAGAAGAAAAAAGAGUCAGAGCCUAAUGUCCAACAGUUAAAAGUAGGAGAAAUUAUCAAUGUCGUAAACACAAGACGCAAUAGCAUGCAGUUCAUAUCCGCCAUGAAUGAAAUUAACGAUAAUAAAGUAGAAGUAGAAGUACAUGAACAUAACUGCCAAGACGAAGACACUGCCAGUGAGAACAAUAAACAGAUACAAAUAUUGAACCUAGAUGUUAAGACAAAUAACGUGUAUUCUAUAACUCUAGAUGUAACAGAGAAGAGUGAAGGCAAGAAUAGGUUUGUCUGUGUACCGGUCCAAGAUAUGGAGAACAAAAAUAUAUUUGUAUACGACUUUAAAAGUAAAGAAAGUUUUGUGUAAGUAAGGAUAGAGUUAGUUUUUGUAUAAAGUCUAGGUCACAACUUUUAGUAAUUUAUUGAUAAUUUAAUUUUCGAAUACAGAUUACUGAGGGGUUUUUAAAGGU